GACAACAUGGACAUCGAUGCAGUGUAUCAGAAAUACGUGGCGUGCAUUCUCGAGGAUGUGCGAGCUAUCCACGGUAAGGAGAUGGUGGCUACAGGCAGCCCGUCCGUGUUCUGCUCGGUGUUGCCCGGCCACUGGCGAUCCAACAAAUCGUUGCCGAUACCGUUCAAGGUGGUCGUGCUGGAUGAGGUUCCCGACGGCGCGGUCGUCGUCGUGCAGGCUGGAAACGACGAAAAUCCGUCGGCCGACAUGCGGAACUACCGAGCCUUGUCCGCCACUGGCAUCGCCGUCUUCAACGACCUCCGAUUCGUCGGUCGCAGUGGAAGAGGUAAGCUGUUAACGCUCACCAUCACAGUUCAAUGCAAGGACCAAGCAGUGUUAGUAGCCAACUACGUUAAGGCCAUCAAAAUCACUGUCGACGGACCAAGGCUCCCUCGAUCGAACCAUAGAGACGUGAUCCACGGUUACGGUGGCAUGUUUCCAAUGCACGGUCCCUUGCCGCCUUACGGCAUGAUCAUGGAGUACAAACGACUGUUGGAGGGCGCAGCGAUGCCGGGGUCGCUCAACUACCAGUACAUAGCGGCCAAUUACUUCCAACUUCACAACGCCAUGGAAGCUUCGCAGAUGUAUUGCGACUUGCCGCCCCAGUCGGCGUUUAACUUCGCCGGCUACAACGGUCUGCCCGGUCUGCCGCCUACGCCACCGCACACCGAGGAAGAUCCGACAACGGCAGGACCGGCGGCGCAGGACGAUUGCGGCGGCGGUAUCAUCGUCCCGUCGAAGCGACACCGACACGCCGCCGAAUCGACUCGCGCGGUGGCCACCACGGCGACCGCGACGGCGACCACGACCUGUCCUCCGGACGAUCGACUCGGGUCGGAGUCGUGUAAGCGGCCUAAGCGCGAGUCCGCCCCCAGCCCGGACAUCGACAUCGUCAGCGUGGGCGUCGUCCGGUCGUCCAGCCCGGACGUGCAGCUCAAACCCCGCCAGGAGAAAAUCUGGAGACCUUACGGCGCCACCGAUGAAUAGCGUCUGUGUAAAUAAUAAUAUCGCCGCAGAUAAUAAUAUUAUAAUAUACAUAUUAAUUAUCGUGUGAUAUUUGUAACGCGAUAAAUGUGUGAAGAAUCGAUUUUCGGUUCUCGUGUUUGUUUUUUACUGAAUUUAUGUUUCUCGGCGAUGUAUAUUAUGAAAUAUUAUUGUACGUGAAUAUGUAUAGACAAUCAAUCGAGCAUUUAGGUUAUAUGAUUCAAUGUUAUUGUGAUAUUAGCGUUUAGGUUUAUAUACUACUACUAUUAUUAUUAUUAUUAUUAUUAUUAUUAUUAUUGUAUUAUUAUUUACGUCUAAAAGUGAUUUUUUAUCAGUACCCGGGGCCUUUUUUUAUUGUAAUCUAUAUAGUAUAUAUACAUACGUCAUAUUAUUGUAGGAGUUGCCAAAGUAAAACCAAAGCAUAUUCUAUAUGUCCCCUUCCGGGUAAAAAAAAUAAAAUAAUAAACCAAUGACAAAAACGUUUUUUAUACGACGUUUUUUGACGUGCGAGUACGUCGUUUAUGAAAUCGUGGUCCGUUUUUGUGAUAUAUAUAUAUGUAUAGUCUGUUAUACUAGCGUGUGAAUUUGUUAAACGUAAAAAUGCAUAUAAAAUAUAUAUUACAUAAUAUAUA
Molecule: messenger RNA, 1655 nt
Organism: Melanaphis sacchari
Lineage: Eukaryota; Metazoa; Arthropoda; Insecta; Hemiptera; Aphididae
Product: runt-related transcription factor 3-like
Exons: 5
Coding region: 7-1026 (339 amino acids)
Biological process (GO): regulation of DNA-templated transcription
Cellular component (GO): nucleus
Molecular function (GO): ATP binding; DNA-binding transcription factor activity, RNA polymerase II-specific; RNA polymerase II cis-regulatory region sequence-specific DNA binding
Source: RefSeq, a predicted model, not a curated record